Hippoglossus stenolepis (Pacific halibut) is the source of this 2345-nucleotide messenger RNA. RefSeq names its product protein NLRC3. NCBI's taxonomy places the organism in Eukaryota, Metazoa, Chordata, Actinopteri, Pleuronectiformes, Pleuronectidae. The record is from RefSeq and is a predicted model, not a curated record. The transcript has 4 exons. The coding region runs from base 105 to 2345 and encodes 746 amino acids.
UUGUGUAUGAACUGGACUUUGAACUUGUUGUUAUCAAGUGUGAACUGGCUCAACACGGAGAAGGAGCAUGAGAACAGGGAAGGGUCGGACUGAGCAGACUGAAGAUGAGUGGUUAUGAGGAAGAAGAGGAGGACAGAGCAGAGUCUCCAGUGUUCAGCUGUGUGUCUUUGAAGAGUACCUGGUCCAAACAUCCUCCUCCAGACUUCAGUAAUGAACCUGGACCCUCACACACAAAAGAGAGGAAGAGGAUUCAUGUUUCUGAGGAGGAGCAGUCAUCCUCCUGUGCUUCGUGUCAGGACGUCCUGAAGGAUCCAGUCUCCACCAGCUGUGGACACUGGAUCUGCAGACAGUGCAUCACCUCAUACUGGGACCAGUCUGGUUCUUCAGGAGACUCCUCCUGUCCCCAGUGUGGAAAAGAUCCAGAACAGGAGCUGGAGAUUCCCAGAUUCUCUGUCUCUGACAUUGUUUCUUGUCUUUCAGCAGAUCGUGGUCUGCAGGAGGUUUUAGAUGAACAUAAGCUCAGUGUGAGGAGGAGAUGUGAACAUGUGACUGAAGGAACUGAUGAAACAGGAAGUAGAACCCUCCUCAACAGGAUCUACACUGAGCUCUACAUCACAGAGGGACAGAGCGAAGAGGUUAAUACUCAACAUGAGGUGAGGCAGCUUGAGACGGCGUCCAAGAUGAAGAGCCUCCACGACACUCCCAUCAAGUGCCACGACAUCUUUAAAGCCAUAACUGACCAGCAGAGCAGCAUCAGAGUCGUCCUGACCAACGGCAUCGCUGGCGUUGGAAAAACCUUCUCGGUGCAGAAGUUCACUCUGGACUGGGCAGAGGGUUUAGAAAACCAAGAUGUCCGUCUGCUGAUUGUGCUUUCGUUCAGGGAGCUGAACCUGGUGAAAGACCAGCAGUACAGUCUUCUCGAGCUGCUCCAUGUUUUCCAUCCAACAUUACAGAAGCUCACGGCAGAGACGCUCGCUGUCUGUAAACCUUUGUUCAUCUUUGACGGCCUGGAUGAAAGCAGACUUUCUCUGGACUUCAACAACAGGAAGGUUGUGUCUGAUGUCACACAGAGCUCAUCAGUCAACGUGCUGCUGACAAACCUCAUCCAGGGGAAACUGCUUCCCUCGGCUCUCGUCUGGAUAACCUCCAGACCUGCGGCGGCCAAUCUGGUCCCUCCUACAUGUGUUGACAGGGUAACAGAAGUACGAGGCUUCACUGACGCCCAGAAGGAGGAAUACUUCAAGAAGAGAUUCAGCGAUGAAGAGCUGUGCAGCAGAAUCAUGUCACACAUCAAGGCGUCCAGGAGCCUCCACAUCAUGUGUCAAAUCCCAGUCUUCUGCUGGAUCAGUGCUACAGUUCUGGAGCACAUGUUGACCACAGACCAGAGAGAAGAGCUGCCCAAGACCCUGACUGACCUGUACUCGUACUUCCUGCUGGUUCAGACAAAGAGGAAGAAAAACAAGUACGGUGAGGGACAUGAGACGACUCCACUGCAGCUGACGGAGGCUGACAAGGACGUUCUUCUGAAGCUGGGGAGGCUGGCGUUUGAACAUCUUGAGGAAGGAAACAUCAUGUUCUACCAAGAAGACCUGGAGCGGUGUGGCCUUAAUGUCACCGAGGCCUCGGUGUACUCAGGACUUUGUACUGAGAUCUUCAGAAGAGAGUGUGUGAUCUUCCAGAAAUCAGUCUACUGCUUUGUUCAUCUGAGCAUUCAGGAGUUUCUGGCUGCAGUCUACAUGUUCCACUGUUACACCCAGAUGAACACAGAAGACAUUGACACCUUCCUUGGAGAAGACUUACAAUCCCGGGACUCAAUGCUGAACCGUCUUCGCUGUUACCUUUUAAAGUUUUUCCGAACAACUAAUUUCUCUGACCCAUCUCUGGUUGACCUCCUGAAGAGAACCAUGGAGAAAUCCCUCACCAGUACAAAUGGUCAUCUGGACCUGUUUGUUCGCUUCCUUCACGGCCUCAGUCUGGAGUCCAACCAGAGAGUCUUAGGAGGCCUUCUGGGUCGGACAGAGAACAAUCCAGAGAUCAUCCAGAGAGUCAUCGACAACCUGAAGGAGAUGAAGAGUGAUGACAUUUCUCCUGACAGAAGCAUCAACAUCUUCCACUGUCUGACUGAGAUGAACGACCACUCAGUACAUCAGCAGAUGCAAAGGUUCCUGACGUCAGAGAACAUAUCAAAGGAGAAACUCUCUGAGAUCCACUGCUCAGCUCUGGCCUACAUGCUGCAGAUUACAGAGGAGGUUCUGUAUGAGUUGGACCUGAAGAAGUUCAAGACAUCAGACCAGGGUCGACAGAGACUGAUCCCAGCUGUGAGGAACUACAGGAAGGCUCUGUGA